Messenger RNA from Closterium sp. Yama58-4, 5802 nucleotides. Lineage: Eukaryota; Viridiplantae; Streptophyta; Zygnematophyceae; Desmidiales; Closteriaceae. The record is from the annotation of a GenBank genome assembly.
AUGCGCAUGGGCGUGGGCAUGCGCAUGGGCGUGGGCAUGCGCAUGGGCGUGGGCAUGCGCAUGGGCGUGGGCAUGCGCAUGGGCGUGGGCAUGCGCAUGGGCGUGGGCAUGCGCAUGGGCGUGGGCAUGCGCAUGGGCGUGGGCAUGCGCAUGGGCGUGGGCAUGCACAUGGGCGUGGGCAUGCGCAUGGGCGUGGGCAUGCGCAUGGGCGUGGGCAUGCGCAUGGGCGUGGGCAUGCGCAUGGGCGUGGGCAUGCGCAUGGGCGUGGGCAUGCGCAUGGGCGUGGGCAUGCGCAUGGGCGUGGGCAUGCGCAUGGGCGUGGGCAUGCGCAUGGGCGUGGGCAUGCGCAUGGGCGUGGGCAUGCGCAUGGGCGUGGGCAUGCGCAUGGGCGUGGGCAUGCGCAUGGGCGUGGGCAUGCGCAUGGGCGUGGGCAUGCGCAUGGGCGUGGGCAUGCGCAUGGGCGUGGGCAUGCGCAUGGGCGUGGGCAUGCGCAUGGGCGUGGGCAUGCGCAUGGGCGUGGGCAUGCACAUGGGCGUGGGCAUGCGCAUGGGCGUGGGCAUGCGCAUGGGCGUGGGCAUGCGCAUGGGCGUGGGCAUGCGCAUGGGCGUGGGCAUGCGCAUGGGCGUGGGCAUGCGCAUGGGCGUGGGCAUGCGCAUGGGCGUGGGCAUGCGCAUGGGCGUGGGCAUGCGCAUGGGCGUGGGCAUGCGCAUGGGCGUGGGCAUGCGCAUGGGCGUGGGCAUGCGCAUGGGCGUGGGCAUGCGCAUGGGCGUGGGCAUGCGCAUGGGCGUGGGCAUGCGCAUGGGCGUGGGCAUGCGCAUGGGCGUGGGCAUGCGCAUGGGCGUGGGCAUGCGCAUGGGCGUGGGCAUGCGCAUGGGCGUGGGCAUGCGCAUGGGCGUGGGCAUGCGCAUGGGCGUGGGCAUGCGCAUGGGCGUGGGCAUGCGCAUGGGCGUGGGCAUGCGCAUGGGCGUGGGCAUGCGCAUGGGCGUGGGCAUGCGCAUGGGCGUGGGCAUGCACAUGGGCGUGGGCAUGCGCAUGGGCGUGGGCAUGCGCAUGGGCGUGGGCAUGCGCAUGGGCGUGGGCAUGCGCAUGGGCGUGGGCAUGCGCAUGGGCGUGGGCAUGCGCAUGGGCGUGGGCAUGCGCAUGGGCGUGGGCAUGCGCAUGGGCGUGGGCAUGCGCAUGGGCGUGGGCAUGCGCAUGGGCGUGGGCAUGCGCAUGGGCGUGGGCAUGCGCAUGGGCGUGGGCAUGCGCAUGGGCGUGGGCAUGCGCAUGGGCGUGGGCAUGCGCAUGGGCGUGGGCAUGCGCAUGGGCGUGGGCAUGCGCAUGGGCGUGGGCAUGCGCAUGGGCGUGGGCAUGCGCAUGGGCGUGGGCAUGCGCAUGGGCGUGGGCAUGCGCAUGGGCGUGGGCAUGCGCAUGGGCGUGGGCAUGCGCAUGGGCGUGGGCAUGCGCAUGGGCGUGGGCAUGCGCAUGGGCGUGGGCAUGCGCAUGGGCGUGGGCAUGCGCAUGGGCGUGGGCAUGCGCAUGGGCGUGGGCAUGCGCAUGGGCGUGGGCAUGGGCGUGGGCAUGCGCAUGCGCAUGGGCAUGGGCGUGGGCAUGCGCAUGCGCAUGGGCAUGGGCGUGGGCAUGCGCAUGCGCAUGGGCAUGGGCGUGGGCGUGGGCAUGCGCAUGGGACGAACAGAAGCACUCAUGUGUCUAGUCUUUGAAGCCUUGAAGCACCUCAAGUUCGAAAACAGCCGCUCGUAUUCCUGCUUCUUCCCCUGCUGCCACCCCCCAUCCCCCCUCUCGCCCAUCAGCCCCUCCCGCUCCCCUUCCUCCCCUUCUUCCGCGCGAUCCCCUCUCCAUCUCCACAUCCCGCCCCCGCCCCCUCUCUUCCCCGUUCCCUCUUUCUCCCGUUCCCCAUCCCUCCCGCUAUUGGCACCCGAUGGGGCACUGGCGGAGUGCAGUGCGGCUGUGAGGCUCGGCGCGCAGCUUUCGAGGCUCGGCGUGUCAUUACGCGCUCCCGCGGCCAUGGAGGCGGCGGCGCUGCUGCAGAGCGUGGAAGCGGCGUGCAACGACCUGCAGGUUCCCGAGAGGAGGGCAGCUGCGGAGGCAACGCUGCUGGAGCUGAGGAAAUCGCCCCAUGCAUUGCAAGCCUGCACUCACAUACUCGACAACUCGGGCAAUGCAGUGGCAUGCUUCCAGGCAGCAGCCACGCUGCAGCAGGUGGUGCUGCGCGACUGGCCCCGCAUCCCCACCGCCGACCACACCUCGCUGCACCGGUACUGCUUGGACCACAUAGUGAAGCGGGCCAUAGCGAGGGAGGAGGCGCAGGGGCAGGCUGGGGGAGGAGCAGGGGGAGCGGGAGGGGGUGGGGGAGGCGAUGCGUUUGUGGAGCAGAAGAUGGUGGCUGUGCUGGCAGUGCUCGUUAAGAGAGCCUGGAUGGAUGUGGACGACACCUACACGACCGAUCUCUUCUCCUCCUUGAGAGAGCUGGCGUCAGGGUCAAGAGGCCCUGCCGUGCAGCGAGCUGCGUUCUCUCUGCUCGACGCCCUUGUGAGUGAGUUCAACCCGGCCAGUGCAACGCCGCUGGCCUUGCCCUCUGACUUCCACAACCGCUGCCGCAUCGCCUUCCAGCGCCACUUCCUCAUGGCAGUGCUGAUGGUGUGUGUGGACGCAGUAGCAGCGCACAUGGCAGCAGUCAAGGCACAGGUUGAGGCCACUCAGGGGCACGCGCAGGGGCAAGGGCAGGUGCAGGCGCAGGGAGGAGCGGUGGUGUGGGCGGGCAGCAGUCAGGCAGUGGUGGCAGCGGCGCUGAAUGUGCUCAUCGCGGUGCUCUCCUGGGACUUCACUGGCAGCAGUGUGCGUGCAUCAAGAAGCAAGGCCAGUGACGAUGCCUCUCUCUCCACUGCUCGCUCCUCCUCUGAUAUGCACACCGUGCAGCCGCCUGCUGAGUGGCUGCCGUUGCUGCUAUCACCGGAGCUGCUAUCUCUGCUGGCGUCCGUGUACGCAGCGCUGCCACACACGUGUGCGCCGGGGCACGACUGGCGCGAGGGACCCCUGGCAGAGCGCACCAGACAGCUGGCCGUGCUGCUCUGCUCCCUGCAUGGCCCCGCCCUCACUGCUGCUGACCCAUCCCUGGUGAGCAUGCACGUGGGUCGCCUGCUCUCCCUGCUGCUGCAGUGGCUCUCCCCCCUGCCCGCCACUGUCGCUGCUGUUGCUCAGGCGCACAUCUCAGACAGGGAGCUCCUGGACUUGUGUAGGGCACUGGCGGCGCUCAUUCGCUUGCAUCCACUGCUCGCCACCACCCCCGCACCGUCCGCACACGGCAACGCCAAUGGCUCUGCCAAUGGCCCGUCCUGUCCCCCCACGCUGCUGGGGCUGUUGGGCGAGCUGACCUGUGCAGUGCUAGCGCACGGAGCAGCCAGUGACGACGACACUCUAGACGGCCCCAUGCCCCGUGCCCUAGACAUGCUGCUCGACACCUGGCUCGCCUUCCUCCUCACUCUAGAGUCACGCAUCUCUUGCCACGUCAUCUCACAGCCAGCUUCGGCACCACACCAGCAAGCAGCAGCAGCGGCAGCAGCAGCGGAGUGGUCGCAGCUUAUGCAUGCGGUGGCGCCCGUCGCAGCACAGGCCUUCCGCUCCUUCACCCAACACCACCUGCAAGCGGCGGCAGCAUCAGCAUUGGAGGAGGAGGAUGCGGAGGACAACAUGGAAGCCGCCCUGCAAGCUCUUGAGCAGCGCAUGGCAGCAGCAGCAUCGCUAGCGCGCGCAUCCCUGCCCGCCUCCCUGCCACUGCUCAACGACCUGCUCUCGCACCAGAAGGCACUGCUGCUCAAGGCAGCAGACGCGGCAGCGGCAGCAGCAGGGGGCGGAGCAGGGGGGGCGGAGGGCGAGGUGGAGAGGGUGAUGGAGCAGGUGCAGUGGACAGUGCGCAUGGUGGGAUACGUGCUUGCAGAUGAAGGCACUGGGGAGACGCCUGAGCUACCUGUGUUCCUUGUGUACGAGCUCAACUCACACCACGCCCAGUCGUUGACAGCGCUCGCCACCUCCCUGCCCAUGAGCAUACUGGAAGUGGCAACGCUAGUGCUCAACCCGUCUGCUGUUGCCACGGUGCUGAGCCCUCGACUCAUGGAGUCGCUCCUCUGGUUCUUCGCCCGCUGGUCGCUCACCUACCUCCUGCCACAGCCCCCCGACGCCAACCCCUCUCCCUUCGACUCUGACUCCGACCCACCACCUCUCUCCCCCGCCCCACCCGCUGCCUCUGCCUACUCCUCCCUCGCAUCAGCGGCAGCAGGGGGCGCGCUAGAGCAGGCGUUUGGAGCGGGGGAGGGGCAGGGGGGUCUAGCGGUGCUGGAGGGGGUGCUGAGGGCGGGAGUGGUGGCGCUGAAUGUGUGGCCUGGGGAGCCGGAUGUGCAGCGCAGUGUGUGCCGCACGCUGCUGCUGGCCGUGACACGGCACCCGUACAUGGCUGCUUUCCUCAGACACCUGCCCCCAUGGGCGAUGCUAGAGGAGGCCUUUAAGGCACGGGAUUCCGCUGUAGCAUCCCUCCCCGGCCCUCUGCAGCGUGCCUUGGCGCAUGCGCUGUGCCGAGCAGCCAGCAGCAGCAAGGAGGGUCACUCCUGCCAUCAGGUGGUGCAGCAGCUGCUGCAGCCACUAUUGGCAUCACUGCAUGCCAUCACUUCCGCUCCUGACUUUGCUGCUACGGCACACCGCCCUCAAGUCAUGUUCCAGGUGAUAGGGGUGUUGGAGUGCAUGAGGGGGUGUGCCAGUGCCACCCUGCCGCACUCACAGCGAGUGCUGUUCCAGUUCGGCCUGUCAGCAGGCACGCCCAUCCUCACUGCCCUCUCCGCCUACCGACACGAGCCGCAGGUGGUGUACGUGGUGCUCAAGUUCAUGGCGGUGUGGGUGGACUCGCAGAUCCUCUUCCUCACACCUGACGACACGGCCCAGCUCUUCCACCUCUGCUUGCAGCUGCUCGAGGCAUACGCCGCGCACAACAUGGGCAAGGUGUCGCUGCAGCGGUCGCGGCAGUUGAGUGAGGGCGUGCAGGAGAGCAAGUACAAGGACCUUAAGGCGCUGCUGCAGCUGCUCUCCUCCCUCACCUCCAAAGACCUCCUUGACUUUGGAGCGUCACUCCCGGGCCAGUCAGCGGACAUCGCACAGAUGGUGUGUCUGGGUGUGAACAUCAUCAUUCCGCUCAUCUCCCUCGACCUGCUUCAAUUCCCCAAGCUCUGCCUCCAGUACUUCACGCUGUUGGAGCACAUGUGCUGUGUGCACCCAGACAAGGUGCUGUCCCUGCCUGACUCCGCCUUCCACCCCAUCAUGCACACGCUCGAGUUCGGCCUGCAGCACCAGGACGAGGAGAUUCUGGUGCUCUCCCUCUCAUCCGUCUCCGCCCUUGCAUCACCCACCUCCUCCUCUUCCUCCUCCUCCUCCGCCGCCUCCUCAUUGGCGCCAGAGCAUGUGCAGCGCCAUCAGGCCCUGGCUGCUCACCUGCUGCGCCUUGUGCUCCAACUCGUGCUGCUGCAGCCCCUCAGGAACGAGACAGUUGAAGCAGCAGCAGAUGCGCUCCUCCCUCUCAUCCUCUCCUGCCCUCAGCUCACCCAGACCAUUCUAUCGGAGGCAGUGUCAUCGCAUGUGGACCCUGCAGGCCAAUUACACCUCUCCUCUGCGGUCUCAACAUUUCUCGCUGCUGCGUCAGCAGCAGCAGCGGCGAGUGCAUCAGCCACCUCUGCUGCCGCUGCCCGCCCUGUGCGCCGCCGGUUCCGCACCGCCCUCGCUGCCUUCAUAGCUGAUGUGCAGGGGCUCAUUGUGCGCCGCUGA